This is a messenger RNA of Aspergillus brunneoviolaceus CBS 621.78, 1806 nucleotides long. RefSeq names its product putative alpha-1,3-glucanase. Gene Ontology annotation, molecular function: glucan endo-1,3-alpha-glucosidase activity. The annotation marks the transcript as partial. The transcript has a single exon. Gene Ontology annotation, biological process: mating projection tip cell wall disassembly. The record is from RefSeq and is a predicted model, not a curated record. Lineage: Eukaryota; Fungi; Ascomycota; Eurotiomycetes; Eurotiales; Aspergillaceae.
GUGACAAACACGGCCAAUUACACGCUAGAGGAUUGGGAAGAGGACAUCAGACUGGCCCGAGAUGCAUCAAUCGACGCCUUUGCACUCAACAUGGCAUACGAGGAUCCCACCAAUGACAUUGCCUUACCGCUAGCAUUUCAAGCUGCGGCUAAUGUAGAAGGCUCCUUUCAACUCUUCUUCUCAUUCGAUUAUGCAGGGAAUGGUCCCUGGUCCAAGGCCGUGGUGGCUGCACUGAUCCUCCAAUACAGCAGCCACUCGUCAUACUAUCUAUACAACUCUCAGCCUUUCGUCUCAACCUUUGAGGGACCUGCAAAUGCAGAGGACUGGACCACAAUCAAAGAGCAAACAGGCUGUUUCUUUGUCCCAGACUGGUCCUCUCUCGGAGCCAAAGAGGCCCUAGAGGCCGGCGGGGGAGGCAUCGUCGACGCCCUCUUUAGCUGGGCGGCGUGGCCCUGGGGACCACAAGACAUGGACACCUAUACGGAUGCAUCCUACCUGCAGUAUCUCAACGAGAGUGGGCAGGCUCUUCCCUACAUGAUGCCGGUUUCUCCGUGGUUCUACACAAAUCUACCGGGCUAUAAGAAGAACUGGCUGUGGCGCGGUGACCAUCUCUGGCAUGACCGAUGGUUGGAAGCCUGGUACCUGAGGCCGGACUUCAUUGAAAUUAUUAGUUGGAAUGAUUAUGGCGAGUCUCACUACAUUGGCCCACUCCGAGAUAAUGCCAUGGCAGCGUUUCAAAUUGGUGAAGCGUCCUACAACUAUGUGGCUGGAAUGCCCCAUGAUGCCUGGCGUGACCUCCUGCCGUACGUGGCUGACACCUACAAGGACUCAAUCGCCACGGUUUACACCGAAACCCUAGUGGUGUGGUAUCGUGUGCAGCCGGUCUCGGCGUGUGGCACCGGGGGCACCACUGCCAACACAGCCAGCGAGCUGCAGCUUGAGUUCACCCCAGCCGAAGUACUGACGGAUAUGGUGUUCUUCUCUGCGCUCUUAGAAGAUACGGCGGACAUCGCGGUGACAAUCGGUGGGGUGUCAGUGGAGGCCGUCUGGCGGAACGUUCCCAACGAGAAAGGUCCUCAGACGGGCCUGUACCAUGGACAAGCUCCAUUUGGUGGGCAUACUGGGGAAGUGGUUGUUACCAUUUCCAGGGAUGGAACGACAAUUGCCCAGGUGGCUGGUGAGACUAUUAGCACAAGUUGCACUGACGGCCUCGCGAACUACAAUGUGUGGACAGGCUCGGCCAAGGCGUCCACCAGCGUGAACGCCAUCACCCCGGUUCUCCUAGACAAUCAGGUGUGCAUCAAUGGCACCGGGGCAAACAACUUUGCUGGCCUGUGCGAGUUUGCUUGUAUGUACGGUUACUGCCCCGUCAGUGCAUGUACGUGCUUGGAUAUGGGGGUCCAAAAAACGCUACCCAAUGCCACCGGUGUGCAGGGCUAUCCACUCGAGGGUCUGGACGCCAGUUAUAGUGGUCUCUGCAGUUUCGACUGUAACUACGGAUUCUGUCCUGACACAGCCUGUGCCACCGUCUCGGCACCGCUGUCCGUGCCCACCGUCUCUGACUUUGAUCCUCCGGCUUGCGUGUCAGGGACAGGGAGCGGCAACCUGGCGGGACUGUGCAGUUUCAGCUGUGCCUUCGGCUUCUGCCCUAUCAACGCCUGUACAUGUACCGGCCAAGGUGCUUUGACGGUCAAAAACCCAACCUCGUCGGACGUGGGAGUGGCCAUUGACCCGGAAGAUGAAGCUAUCUAUGGUCCACUGUGUGAAUUCGCCUGCCAGCGCGGCUACUGUCCCGAAGGCGCCUGC